Molossus molossus (Pallas's mastiff bat) is the source of this 3112-nucleotide messenger RNA. RefSeq names its product component of oligomeric golgi complex 3 (gene COG3). The transcript has 23 exons. Bases 96 to 2558 code for a protein of 820 amino acids. NCBI's taxonomy places the organism in Eukaryota, Metazoa, Chordata, Mammalia, Chiroptera, Molossidae. Gene Ontology annotation, cellular component: COG complex; cis-Golgi network; membrane. Gene Ontology annotation, biological process: intracellular protein transport; Golgi organization; intra-Golgi vesicle-mediated transport. The record is from RefSeq and is a predicted model, not a curated record.
UAGCUGGAAGCCCGGUUUCUCCCGGAAGUGGCCCGGGCCAGGGCGUCGGGGUCCCCACCACCCCGCUGCUGCUGAAGGCCGCGGGGGCGGCGGCGAUGGCGGAGGCGGCGGCGGAGCGGGACCCUCCGGAGAGGCUGGCUCUCUGGGAUCCGAGACCCGACACCACGGCGCCGCUGACCGACAGGCAGACGGACUCGGUGCUGGAGCUGAAGGCAGCGGCGGAGAACCUGCCCGUGCCGGCCGAGCUCCCAAUAGAAGACUUGUGCAGUUUAACAUCCCAGUCACUGCCCAUUGCACAGACUUCAAUAGUACCUGAAUCUACAGAAGACAUUCUCUUGAAUGGUUUUAUUUCAUUAGAAAUGAAAGAAGCAAAGAUCGAAACUGCACAGCAGUUUUUCUCAUGGUUUGCAAAGCUACAAACUCAGAUGGAUCAGGAUGAAGAAACUAAAUAUAGACAGAUGAGGGAUUACUUGUCUGGGUUUCAGGAGCAGUGUGAUGCUAUAUUGAAUGAUGUAAACAGCGCUCUUCAACAUCUGGAAUCAUUGCAGAAACAGUAUCUUUUUGUGUCCAAUAAGACAGGAACCUUACAUGAAGCCUGUGAACAACUCUUAAAAGAACAGUCGGAACUUGUUGAUCUGGCUGAAAACAUUCAACAGAAGCUUUCCUAUUUUAAUGAAUUGGAAACUAUUAACACAAAAUUGAAUUCUCCUGCAUUGUCUGUGAAUAGUGAAGGAUUUAUACCUAUGCUGGCCAAGUUAGAUGAUUGUAUAACAUAUAUCUCAUCUCAUCCGAAUUUUAAAGAUUAUCCUGUAUAUUUACUGAAGUUUAAGCAAUGUCUUUCCAAAGCUUUGCACCUCAUGAAGACAUACACUGUGAACACACUACAGAACCUCACAAAUCAGUUAUUAAGAAGGGAUCCUUCAUCUGUACCUAAUGCAGAUAAUGCCUUCACACUAUUUUAUGUGAAAUUUCGAACUGCUGCCCCCAAAGUCAGAACUCUUAUUGAACAAAUAGAACAGCGAUCUGAAAAAAUACCUGAAUACCAACAACUGCUAAACGACAUUCACCAGUGUUACCUUGAUCAGCGGGAGCUCCUUUUAGGCCCUAGUAUUACUUGUACUGUAACAGAGUUAACCAGCCAGAAUAACAGAGAUCAUUGUGCCUUGAUUCGCAGUGGCUGUGCCUUUAUGGUCCAUGUGUGCCAGGAUGAGCACCAACUUUACAAUGAAUUUUUCACAAAACCAACAUCAAAAUUAGAUGAACUUUUGGAGAAACUGUGUGUGUCAUUGUAUGAUGUCUUCAGGCCAUUGAUCAUUCAUGUUAUUCACUUAGAGACACUUUCGGAACUCUGUGGGAUUCUUAAAAAUGAGGUGCUUGAAGAUCAUGUACAGAAUAAUGCUGAACAACUGGGGGCAUUUGCAGCUGGAGUUAAGCAGAUGUUGGAAGAUGUACAAGAGCGGCUCGUCUACCGAACCCAUAUCUACAUUCAGACAGACAUUAUUGGCUACAAGCCAGCUCCCGGAGAUCUGGCAUAUCCUGACAAGCUAGUAAUGAUGGAGCAAAUUGCACAGAGUUUAAAAGAUGAACAGAAGAAGGUACCUUCAGACGCAUCAUUUUCAGAUGUUCGCUUAGAAGAAACAGAGUCUAAUAAUCUGACAAAAUCUGGUUCAAUAGAACCUCUCAAUCCUAGACCGCAGACCACAAUUUCUCCAGCAGAUCUUCAUGGAAUGUGGUAUCCUACAGUUCGGCGAACUCUUGUCUGUCUCUCCAAAUUGUACAGAUGCAUAGAUAGGGCAGUGUUCCAAGGAUUAUCACAGGAAGCGUUGUCUGCCUGCAUUCAGUCGUUACUUGGAGCAUCAGAAUCCAUCAGCAAAAACAAGACUCAGAUUGAUGGACAACUUUUCUUAAUAAAGCAUCUUUUGAUUCUUCGUGAACAAAUUGCUCCAUUUCACACUGAAUUCACCAUUAAGGAAAUUUCCCUGGACCUCAAGAAAACUAGAGAUGCAGCAUUUAAAAUCCUGAACCCUAUGACUGUUCCAAGAUUUUUUAGGCUGAAUAGCAACAAUGCCUUGAUAGAGUUCUUGUUGGAGGGUACUCCUGAGAUAAGAGAACACUAUCUUGACUCUAAAAAAGAUGUAGACCGUCACCUGAAAUCAGCCUGUGAGCAGUUUAUUCAGCAUCAGACCAAGCAAUUUGUAGAGCAGCUGGAGGAGUUCAUGACAAAGGUUUCAGCAUUAAAAACAAUGGCCAGUCAUGGAGGACCCAAGUACACUCUCUCACAGCAGCCGUGGGCACAACCAGCAAAGGUCAGUGACCUCGUGGCAAGUGUCUACAAGACAAUAAAAGCUAAGCUGCCUCUGACCUUGAGAAGUAUGUCACUGUACCUAUCCAAUAAAGAUACUGAGUUCAUCUUGUUUAAACCUGUUCGGAAUAAUGUUCAGCAAGUCUUCCAGAAGCUCCAUGUUUUGUUGAAGGAAGAGUUCAGUCCUGAAGAUAUCCACAUCAUUGCUUGUCCUACUAUGGAACAGCUGAACCUCUUACUGUCAGUGUCUAAAUAACCAGGCUGUGGCUGUGCUGCGAAUGUCUGUCCGGGAGGAGCGGCUGGAAAGUCACGGGCCUGCAGGGACUUGAGGAGUGUCCCGAGAACCACACGAGCGAGCUACUUACUCAUUGCUGACUGCGAAUGAAAUACAAGCAGAAUGUUAAAAAUGGGUGUUUCCCUUUUAAUCUAUGGUAAUUGCCUCCUUUACAUGGGCUCAAGAAAUGUAAGUUUAUAAGAGGUGGCUGGUGGGCAGGGCACGCAGUGGGGUGGUUCUAGCUGAGAUGUGCAGUGAGCAGUCUGCAGUGGAGUGCAGAGGCCUUGAUGGGAACGCUGCUAGUUAGAGAGCUUCUAAGAGUAAGUUGUUCAAGUGUGAAACAGGCAACACUUUGACCACUGAGCAUUCCACAGUGACUAUUUUUUUUUUACUUCCAGAAAUGUUAUUUCUACAUUCAAUGUAAUGUUUCCCCUAUCACUUUGGAGUUUUAGUUUGGAGUGGAUUGGAUACUUCUGAGAACACAUUCUGCUUUCCUGGGAAUUCAAGGGGUUAUCUUCCUGUGUUUUUAAAAAAGU